This is a messenger RNA of Pangasianodon hypophthalmus (striped catfish), 8256 nucleotides long. It is a transcript of the gene nexmifb, whose product is annotated as neurite extension and migration factor b. The coding region runs from base 540 to 4640 and encodes 1366 amino acids. Gene Ontology annotation, biological process: negative regulation of cell-cell adhesion mediated by cadherin; negative regulation of cell adhesion mediated by integrin; negative regulation of cell-matrix adhesion. The record is from RefSeq and is a predicted model, not a curated record. Gene Ontology annotation, cellular component: nucleus. The transcript has 3 exons. NCBI's taxonomy places the organism in Eukaryota, Metazoa, Chordata, Actinopteri, Siluriformes, Pangasiidae.
AGAGCGCGAGAGAGAAGAGACGAAGGGAAGAGGAGGAGAGGAGAGGUCCAGCUGCAGAGAGAGGGAGAGAGAGAGAGAGAGAGGGUGAGAGAGAGAUACGACUUGAUACGACAAUGGAAGCAGCCUCGAGCAGCCGGUAGAAGCCGACGGGAAACGAGAAGCCGAGGAGAAAACGAAGAGCCAAGCGAGCGAGGCUUUUUUUUUUUUUUUUUUUUUUUUUUUCCUAUUUAAAACGCGGGAUUUAAGAGUCGGCUCGCGCGCCUGACGCGGAGUUGUGGACUAAAAUGGAGCAGUGAGAUUUAGGGGGGAAACGAGGCUCUGUCUCCAUCACUGAGAGGCGCGUCCACCUGCUACGAGCCGAGGCCCGGGAAAAAGAGAGAGAGAGAGAGAGAGAGAGAGAAGAAAACAUGGAGAAGUGGGUGCGCUGAAGGGGGGAAAACGUUUAUCCGACCGGCUCCAGCUUUGAUUUUAUGCGCCAUCUCAGUCAGAGGUAGGACAGUGGAGAUGAUGCACAAGCGGAGUGACGCCCUCUCUCAUUGAUGGAUGUCCUAAAGGAGACCGGUCUCCUUGUGCCGGCUUUGAAUUCAGUGCAGACCAAUGCACUGGACCAGACCGGGUCAUGUGAGCUGAGAGGUAACCUAAAGCUGUAUGGUGCUGCAGAAAACACCUUCCCCCUAUCCUCCUCAGUUGCUGUAUUGAGUGCCCAGAGAGGUGGUUCAGACGGCCACAGAGUAGCAUUGGCAUUAAGAGAGUACUGCCUCCCAAGCCCACCCUCACCACAGACUCUAACUGAGACUCCUGAGCAACCCACUGAUGAAACCAGCAGCUGUGCCAUAUCCCUCACAGCUUGCGUUACCAAGGAUGUAAAUCCCUGGUCCCUGUCAGAGGACUGUAAUAAACCACCCCUCACCAUGAUGGAGCCAAUGGGGAUAUCUGGAAUGACAGAGGACUGCCUAAUCCAGCAAAGCCGCACUUGCCUGGGCUGCAUCAUUGAGACUAAGGAUGCACUGGAUAAUGAGCCCAUUAUCAAUCUAAAAAUGACUGACAUGAACCGUGAGUAUGAUGCUUGCUCCAUCUCCAACAUGCAGUGUAUGGGCCUCAGUGAAACAGGCAAUUGCUCGGAGCAGCUUUUGGCUGACCAGCUUUUGAGCUUUCCCAUGCCUAAAUCCCAGAUGGGGGAGAAAAAGAAUUUAGAUAAAACAGAAAAUGACCCAGAUCAGACAUCCAGAAACAUGUAUGAAGGCCUUCUGCUAGACAAAUGCAAUGGAGAAGAUAGUCUGCUCCCCAGUUCAAACCAGGACUGGGGUUACAUCGAGUCCUUUAUCAGUGAGAGCAAAAUGGAGUUGUUGGACCUAUGUUCAAAAAAUGAGCUUUCAGUAAACCUUUUCUCAGAGGAGGAUGUGGAUAACUAUAUGUUUGACGAUGACGAUGAUUCUGCCCUGAGCAGUGACAUGUGCUCACUGAAAAUCCGCUAUGAGUCUUUCCAGGACAACAUGAGGGAAAAGACAAAUGUCCUGCAGGAGGAAACACAGUUUAACUUUUUUCCCAGUGUCCUGGUAAACUCCACAAAAGUAGAGGGUAGUGUGGUAAAGAGGAGUGCAGAUGACCUCUUACCUAAACCUGAAGACCUUGCACUAGAGAAUGAACAUAAAGAAAAUGGCAGUGAUAGCUCCUUAGAGAGGGCAUCUGAUUACAGUCCAAAAAUUAACUACUUUAUUGAUUCUAGCAAUUCAACUGAAGACUCAGAGGACUAUAGUGAUGACAGCUCUAGCACUGGGUCCUCCAUUGACACUUUUCAUGAGAGCAAAGAGAGAAACUUAUUGUCACGAAAGAAUGUUUGCUCUUCCAGCCCUCUAAACUACGGAUUAAGAGCAAAAAGAAAAGUCAGGUACAGUGAUGACUACCUUUAUGAUGUUGACUCGAUUGAAAGUGAAAAAAACAAUGAAAAGCGUGAACAGACACCUUCUGGUCCAAGACAGGAAGAGGAUGAUGACUGGUGCCCUAAAAAGAGAAGAAAAUCUUCCCGCAAAGAGCCACCCAUGAUAAUCAAAUAUAUUAUUAUCAACAGGUUCAAAGGAGAAAAACACAUGUGUGUAAAGCUCUACAAAACUGAUCCAACAGUCACGACUGUAAGUUUAAAUGAGAACAAAAUUAGUGAAUAUGAAAAACUGGCUCCUCUGAAGGAUUUCUGGCAGAAGAAACAGAGGGAGCAUGAAGAACAGCUUAGACUGCAUGCAGAAGAUCAACACAAUUUUCAUCUUAAUGGCCAGAAUCGAUCGUUUAGUUCUAGCCCUCCCAAAAGGAAAUAUAAGCUAGCAAACAGACUUAGGAUUCAGAGGAUUCAAGCUGUGCUGCAAUCACCUCACAAGCAGGGCUUCUCUUACUCUGAUCUGAGGCAGGAAUCUGGCUCUAAAGAAGAGACAGCUCCCACAGCAAGACCUUUAACAAUAUCAAACCCCAGUUGUUCAAGUACAUUAGACCCAAAUGACAUCAUACACACUGUUACCCCAAAGAGCAGAUCACAAGAGAGGGAGGAGAGGAGAAUAGGAAAUAAAUUGGUCAGAAUCCGAAAAUUCAAAAGCGAAGCAAGGCUCAGAAGUGAGAAAAUGAAGAAAUUUGAAGAGAACAGUGAAAGCAAGACAAACAAGACUGAAACAUGUGCUGUGACAGAAAAUAAGGACACUGUAGGGGGUGGGAACGAAACAGAGAUCAACUCAGCUGCACACAGUCCUCAGAGUCAAACAGCUGAGACCACUGAAAAAAUAGUUUUCAUGUCUAACACCUGCUCUUAUAACAAAACUACGUCAUCUGAUGAUGUGGCCACAGGUAUGUCUGUUAUCCCUGGAGGCUAUCUGCAGACAUUAUUGGAAGCCUCAGACUCCUUGGGUGGCUCUGGUGGCUCUUUUUUUCCUCAGCAGAACCCCAGGCAACAAUCUCUGGGUCUCUCUCUGGAAGAGCAGCAAUUUGCUUCUCUUCAGCUGGCCCAAAGCUGUGUACUCUCCCCACCCUCUGAAUCAGAGCUCCAACAGUCUCCUCAGAACUGCCCCAGUCUCACCCAAAUGUGGCAUACCCAGCUUGACCCAAAUCAGCAGUUCACUACGGAUAUCCCUGAGACAGCAGUCUUGCCCAACAACUUCCCUAGUACCAUGUCUUUGCCAAUCUCAGAGAACCUUGCAGUUCCAGGGUACAGUCAGUUGGGGCUGGAUACCAACAGAAUGCUUUAUGAAAAAAAUUACAUGCCUGAGCAGGCACUGCCAUCUGAUUCAGACUUCCAAGCAUGUCAAGUUCCCAAUAUGGAAGGCCAGCUACAGUUUCAAAGAGGGACACUGCACAGUGACAAUGGAAGGCUCAUCAGUUUUGACUCAGUUGGCUCGCUGUCAGCUACUUCUAGCAAUUACAGCUCUCUAAGUCUCAAGUCUUGUGAGAAAGAUGGCGAGAAUGAUGUGAACGAGAACUUUCUGGCCCACUGCAGUCCCAAACUGGUGAUUCAGCAGAGCAUUGAUGCAAUCACACCACUGAGGGAGUCAACAGACUUGCUAGAUAUCUCCAAUUUCACUCCUGAUAAAUUUAGACAUGCAUCACUGUCAGAGCUCUCACCUCCUGAGACACCCAACUUGUCCCCGCAGGUCACAUGGCGAGAGUUGAAGAUAUUGGGAAAUCCCAAGGUUCUCCAGAAUGGGUCUGAGCUGACAUUGGAGGGUGCUCAAGAGGUGAAAUGGAAUUGCAACAUGACAGAACACCAAGAACACCUGGCUGGAUUUGCAGUAGAUAAUAACCAGUAUCAGUUGCACAGUUCUAAUAAUGACAACCAUAUAACCCUGGAAAAGAAGUCAAUGAAUGAAACUGACUUUGAUGAGCAAGGUGCUGACAUGACCACUGGGAAAAAAGGCUCAAAGAGGAAAAGCAACAACAAGCAAACUUCAGGACAAAGUGCUAAAAAAAGCAAAGCAACCAAACCAAAAGCUGCAAAGGGAGAGAAGGUCAAGACCCCACGACAGAAUUCACGAGCAUCCAAAAAGCUGAAAGCCUUACUGGAUGAAAAGACUAAAGGCCAACUCGGGGACUCAAAGUGUAUGACACACCAGCUGACAGAUAGCAGCUCUGAGGACUGGCCAGGAAUAGGCUGGUCAGAGACCAACAGUUACACGGAUGACCAGCGAGAGUUUGAAGAGCCGUCCAACAUCCUUUCUAACAUAGUAUCAGGGAUGGCUGAAGUGCAGCGUUUCAUGAUGACCUCAAUUGAGCCAAUAUGGGGCCCUGCAACAGACAUCUGUUUACCCUCAGAGGCAAAUAGUCUAAAGUUAAAGACUCUCAAAAUCCUGGCAGGAACCUCAUCUGAGCCCAAGAAAAAAGGUGCUGUGUCUGCUGAAGGUACAAAAGGCAAGAAAGGAGGAGGGAAAUGUGGCAAAAAUCAAGCUAAGUUCAAUGCCUCACAUCCCCUUUUCCCCCAGUUGGCUCUGGGCUGUAACAUGUUCGAUAAGUCUAAUCUUGGGGUACCAGGCAUAAAUGGACCUGCACACAAAAAAAUGUACCGUCACAAAACCAGUGCAAAAUUCCCUCGGAUUGAAAACCUUAAAGGCAAGCGGGCCGACCCAAAUAAGGACAUAGCAUUGAUGACCUCAUUUGAAAAACUGAGGUAAUAUUUUGUAACUAGCUGCUGAUGCACGUUCCUCACUUUCCCCCACUUCCCGCUCAGCCCUCAGUCCCUGGCAUACCCGCACUGACUCAAAGCCAGAGAUGCAUGGAAAUUACCCACCCUUCUUACUUUGGUCCUCUGAAGAAGAUAUAGAUAUCUUGCAUGAGAAACUACAUGUACUUACAAACUACCUAUUGAGUGAUUGUGCAAGGCUUGAUUGAGAUUUUAACCUACCAUGGCUGCAUUUUCUUCAUGCUUUUGCAAUUUUUCCUUGUAGUUGUUUUGGUUCUUUUUGUCUGAAGAUAAAAAAAGCCCUUCAUAAAUGCAAUGUGUCUUCUUGGGAGCCAUUUUUUAAAAGUGAAAUUUGCUACCCUAAAUGUGUGUUAUUAUACUUCUUUGUUUGAAACGUAGCUAUUUGGUUAAAAAUGCUGUUGUGUAAAUUAAGCUCCCCAAUUAGGUUUUGUAUGCAAAACAAGAUGACCUCGUCUUGCUCUCUCCCCCAUACUGCCUGACUUUUUCAAUUCAAAAUGCUCAUCCUGCUAUCUUGGAUAAGCAACAUCCUUUGUAGGCCCUAAAAACGUCAAUAGCACAUAUUGGGACCAUUUUGUAUCAAAGACAUAUCAGAUUAACAUUUUGUCCUAUUUUUUCUUACUGAUGGCAUGGAAUUAUAAUUUUAUUCUUAUGCUUUUACUAUGCUUUUACAGGAGUAUUACUGGAACUUAUCUUAGAGGGACAUUUCUAAGCCAUGGAAACUCACUUUUUUGGGUGUCCCUGUACAGAAAUGCACUAUUUAAUGACAACAUGAAUUCUAAAGAUCAAUGUGCCAAAUGUAAACUCUGUGCAAAUUUAUUAUCAAUAUAAAUACUGGCUGUUGAAUUUACUAUUCAUAAAAUUUUGGCCAUACCCUUUCAAGACUGUGAGAGUUAACAUUCCAGAUUUUUCCUCUUUUCUUUUGGGAUCCUAUAUUGUGAAGAGCACCUGCAGCUGACAGUGGUACAUAGCCACUCACAUAACCAAAACAACAAGACUGAACUGUCCUCUUUUUUUUUCACUGACUUGCCAAAAUCAAUUUACCUCAGCAUUAUGUGGCUUUGAAUAUAAAGACAAACAAGGAAUGAUGAAAAGCACAGAAGAGGAUAUGGACACUGUCCCUUCUGGAUAGACAAGGACAACAUAUUGACAUUAAAGGGUGAGCAUGAUAAUGAUUAUGUGAUUCCUUUUACUGAAAUUCAUGGGAAUGCCUGUUUCAAGUUAUUUCAAAUGAGUGCUGAAGUUAAAAGGAAUACUUUGGGAGACAUUCACAUAAUUCACAUAAAUGUCUACAUGCCUCCAAUGAAGGUUCAGGAAAGAUUAAAAUGUACAAAAAUAACGGAAAGAUUAAAAUAUUUGGUGUUCAGAUUCUGCUUCGGGAACUACAUGGCUAACAAACACAUAAUAGAAGCAUAUGAGCACUAAUUUAUGAAGGUCUAGAAGGUUAUCCAUUGUUAUUUUUUUUUUUCAGUCCAGUUAUCUCAAGAUAAAGACUUAUUGUUCACAUAAUCAUGAGGUAGCAAAUUGUUUUAUGGAGACAAUAAACUGGUCGGUUAGACUUGGAGAUACAUUUUUAGGAAAUUUCUUAGAAAUCUUUAGGGCACAGUGGGUAACCUGGCUGCCUCUCAGCCCCAAGGCCUUGGGUUUGAGUCUGAGCUUGGGUUUGUGUAUGUGUAGGUUUUCUCGUUUCCUACUCCUCCAAAAAACAUGCAGGUAGGCAGAUUGGUGACACUAAAUUGCUCCAAGGUGUGACUGUGUGUGCAUAGUACUCUGCAUCUUGUUAUAUUUUAACAGCUGUGGGAGCUUUAUGCAUUAACAAUGCUAGACACAACAAACUGUUUCGUAGCCAGUUAACUUCCAUGGCAAAUGCCUGAAUGGUAUAUAUAGAAAGCUAGAAGCAAGUUGGUUGAAAAUAUAGUUUGAGCAUUAUUUUUAAAGUAAAUACUUAUUUUGCUUUUGGCGACACUGCAAUAUAAAAAAGUAUUAUUUAGCCAACAGUAUUGGUCAUGGUGUCUGAGGCAUGCAUUUUGCCUUUAUUGGUUGAUAGUGGGUGGUAGUAAUUGGCGAUCAUAAACUUCUACUACUUAUUAGCCUAAUUAGCAUUAUACCAAUGCAAAGCUAAACAAAGACCAGUUGCAUUUGAAGUAUGUAAGGCAUUUAAAGUACACAGAUUUUAAUUGUACUGUAUGUGAAUUAGAUUUUUCCCCCUACUUUGCAUAUUACAUAUCUAACACAAUCAUAUUUAAUCUAAUAAUGUGAUAUAUCUAAUAUCUUAUCUAAUAAUCUAAUAAUGUGAACGUCCAGCAAUUAAAUGGUCAUUAACAUCCAUAUAUCAUUUACAUAUACACAUACGCACAACUUGUACCUGAAAUAUUUUACCAUUACAGAUUUUUCCCCAGUGAUUACUGAAGUACAGUGCAGUUACUGCCUGCAUUUUGUGUAUCCGAAUGGAAUUAUUGUGCACUAGGUGAAUUAUUAGGUAAAUGUGGCUUGGGCUUGAAUUUCACCUGUGAAGCUUUUGCUCAUAAAUGCUUACUGAAAACAGGUCACACUUGUUAACAUCUAUGAAUGUCAAGAAAUUUGCUUGGUUGUAUAGGAGAUAGUGCAUUUGGUGAUUCAGUUCACUUGGGUAUUGGCUAACUAAGCCAAGAAUCAGGACCUAUUUCUACAUAUUUACAGAUAUAUUCACUAAUAUCCGAGUUGGGGAUUGUACGGAAUUAAACACUGACCUUGAAUCAUCCAUUUAACACCCACCAGCCGCUUUAGUAGGAACACCUGUACUCCUGCUCAUUCAUGCAGUUAUCCAAUCAGCCAGUCAUGUGGCAGCAGCGCAAUGCAUAAAAUCCUACAGAUUUUUUUUUUUCCUACAGGUCAAGAGCUUCAGUUACAAAAUGUUCACAUGUUCACAUGUUCACAAAAUCCCAGGAGAUUUUGCAGUUUCUGAAAUACUCAGCCCGCCUGGCACCAAAAAGCCAAAUCAAAGUCACAGAGAUCACAUUUUCCCCCCAUUCUGAUGUUAGAUAUGACAAUUAACUGAAGCUCUUGACCUAUAUCUUCAUGAUUUUAUGCAUUGCGCAGAUACCACAUGAUUGGAUAAUUGCAUGAAUACAGGUGUUCCUAUUAAAGUGGUUGGUGAGUAUAUGUGUAUGUCUUUGUAUUUAUUCACAUCUGAUUUAAAAAAAUAAAAAUAUUCUAGAAAAGAUAAGGGGACAAGGGACAUGGGACAUGGAAAAUGCCUUAAUGCCUAAAAGUAUGCUCAUUCAUUACUGCAACAUUUUUGCAACAUAACAUUUUUUUGCUCAGUUUUGCUCUGUGUCCUUUUGCCUCUCUCCAUUUUGUCUAGCAUGCCAUAAUUAAGGACCAGGACAUGCUGGUGAAGAAAAAAACCGCACAUGGGCUAUCAUGCCCUCUUGCCUGCCUUCUUUCAUUUCUGCCUAUUUUCAACUGAAUGUACUUCUUUGAGAUUUGUACAGUGUGCCACUGUUGAGCUGCCUCUUCUUACUGGUGCUAAGAAAGCAAAUCCCUGAUAUGACUAUAUCUAAAUAUAUAUAGUUAUAAACAAGAGAAAACCCUAAUCCUCUCUAUAUCCU